Fomitiporia mediterranea MF3/22 is the source of this 516-nucleotide messenger RNA. RefSeq lists its product as uncharacterized. Lineage: Eukaryota; Fungi; Basidiomycota; Agaricomycetes; Hymenochaetales; Hymenochaetaceae. The record is from RefSeq and is a predicted model, not a curated record. The coding region runs from base 1 to 516 and encodes 171 amino acids. The transcript is spliced from 3 exons.
AUGGACGCACCGCGACGGCGUGCAGCGAGUGUGAGUGGUGCAUGCAGGUUGAGAUCCGGAGCGUUGAACAAGUUGAUUCGGACUGCGGACGAAAUCGUGUCUGUGCGCGUGUGGUCUAUGGACGUUCCGGCUCGAAAGGUGAAGGUGAAGUGGAAGGCAGACGGACUCGCCUCAGGUGGGGAGUGGUGGGUCACUGCUUCCGUUCGAAAUGGUGUCAUGCACGGCACUAGGGAAUGUAAAUGCACGCAGUGUGAGCCCAUCGAGGAUGAUGUCAAACAUGGAAUGGGUAGAGAAGGAGAGUGGGCGGGGGGUCGGAGAGAGGAUUGCGCCUUGAGAGUGGUGGUACAUGGACGUUGUCGCAAGCGUGCUCGUGUGUGCUCAUCGAUUGUUGCUUGCGUUGCUGAGCGGCAAGAAGACGGUGUAGCCAGCUGGGUCGUGUCGUCACAGGAUCUGAGGCUCAACACGGGCAUCGCAACAGCAGAUUGGAGAGACAAUACAGCGAUGUUUAUUGUCUAG